This is a messenger RNA of Vespa velutina, 3248 nucleotides long. RefSeq names its product transcription factor Atoh8-like (gene net). Lineage: Eukaryota; Metazoa; Arthropoda; Insecta; Hymenoptera; Vespidae. The record is from RefSeq and is a predicted model, not a curated record. Gene Ontology annotation, molecular function: protein dimerization activity; DNA-binding transcription factor activity.
AGUGCCGCAUCCUUGUGUCGCCGAUAGACGGUAGUCCGAUGGUGUGGUAGUAUAUUGGUAACAGUCGUCGUCGACGUAGUCGUCGUGGUAGUAGUGGUACUGACGGUAGUAGUGGUAGUGAUAGUAGUGGUGGAAGGACCGCACAGGCCAGUCAGAACUCCCUCGCACACGGCGAGCCGACGAAGAGCGGCGCCGAGUCUAGAACACGAGGCGAGAAUCAGUACGCUGUCGACCUCGAACGAGCGUGGACGCUUAUUUGCUCCUUCGGCAAGCAUCUUUCGGUUCGACAUUAAAAACGUUUAGAAAAAAACACGAAGAAAAACUUAUCGCGAGGUAUAGAACGAACGAUAUCAUCCGUUCGAAGGAUAUAUUAUACGCGUUCGUGUGACUCCACUUGUUGGAUUUUUGGAUUACCUUGGAGGAAAUAGACGAGUUUUUUUUUCUAACCCUUUCUUUUUUUUUUUUUUUUUUUUUUUUUUUCUCUCUCUCUCUCUCUCUCUCUUUCCUUUUCUUCUCUUUUGUCAAUCAAUUAAUUUAUUUUACACCAUUGUCAUUGACACGUGACACAGCGCAAGAAGACAGAUAGAAGAUUCAGUGUCGUGAACCUUUCAAGUGCGCGGGUGUUUGGAGAAUCAAGAUCUGAUUUCUCUUAUUUCGAGAAGAUCUUUUUUUUUUAGCUGUGAACGUGCGCGUUCAUGAGAGGAAAAUGAGCGGACACGUGGUGGAAACAACGUCAGAGCUCUCCGCUUUUAUGAAAGCUGGUGUAAUGGCGGGCUCCGAGAGAGAUGCUGGAUUCUGCAGCGGCGGCGACGAGGACGACAUGUCUGGUUUGCACUCGCCAAGUGCCUCCGAGGACAGCGUCGAGGUUCAAGUGAUACCAAUUUCCUUGAGAAACAAGAGAAAACUCGCCGAACCGAGAAAAAUACAGGAGCCGAGUACGGCACCGUUAAAGAAGAGAAGAUUCGAACAAAUCGAGGAAAGGGUUGUUGCUGACGAAGAAUCGAGACCAGCCAGAUCACCGAGUCCCUUCAGACCUUGGAGCAGCACGUCGAGCAAAAGUAACGAGACGAAGGCGAGCACAACGAAAACGGCAUCUUCGACUACGACAGCGUCGAAUGGCAACGCUGUUUCUACGAUCGUAUCUGCCACGUCGAGUGGUGCUCGUGGAAUAGAAAGAGAAGAGGAAGAGACCAGAAGAAGAGAAGAAGGUAGAAUCGAAGAAGAAGCGUUGCUGAGGUUACGAGAGACGAGCAACCGCAGGCCAGAUUCUCCGAUUCAAGUUCGUAACGCGAUUCCGAGACGAGAAAUACGUCAGAGGUUCGAACAACCAGCACCUACGAGUAAUAAUUCUCCGGCUCCUCUUGCACCUGGUAUCAUUCUUCCACCGCAUCCGAAACUUCAAGAGGAACCACUGGCACUCGUUUUAAGAGGAGAAAUUCCAAGAGUGCCUUCGCAUCCGGCCGUGAGCGGAACGUACGAAAGAGUACCGCCGUCUUAUCCGGUAGAUAGGUCACCAUCAUCAACAGUCGCAUCACCAUCAUCACCAUCAUCAUCAUCACCAUCAUCAUCAUCAGCAGCAUCAUCAUCCUGUACCGCCGCAUCGGCAACAAAGUCAUCAAUCUCCAGCCACCAACAGACCAAUCACUCGAGGCAUCAUCAGGGUAAUGCUGCCGGUGGAGGAAGUGGCCAACAACGAAACUACAAAAAUAUGACCCGUGAAAGAAGGAUCGAAGCCAAUGCCAGAGAAAGAACGCGGGUUCAUACUAUAAGCGCCGCUUUCGACACUCUCAGACGGGCUAUACCGGCUUAUUCGCAUAAUCAAAAGCUUUCAAAGCUCUCUGUACUUAGGAUCGCAUGCAGUUACAUAAUGACUCUAAGUAAGAUCGUCAACACCCCAGAAGGCGAAUCGACGACCGGUGCGUCUCUCGGCGCCUGCGUAGAUCUCGUCUCCAGGACGAUUCAAACCGAAGGGAAACUUAGAAAGAGGAAAGACGAUUAAGAACAGAGUCAGAGAGAGAGAGAGAAAUUCUUCUUCUUUCUAGUUUUGCUUUUAGGCCUGGCAUCUAAACGAAGCUCCACCGAAGUUAAUAGAGUGUGCCCGAUGCCCUAGUUUCUAAACGUCGAAUCGCAAGAAAAUUCUAUAUCGACGUUUAUUACGUACAUCCUCGUUGGCAAAUUUAUAUACAUAUUACUAUAAUAAGAAUGAAGACUCUAUAUUUAUCCGAUUGAUCUAUUGUCGUUUUUUCGCUAAACAAGUUCGACGAUAAUCCUUUUGAAGAUAGAAAUUGUUCUUGUAACAAAUUUAACGCUUAUUUCUAAAGGUUUAUUCGCCGUAACUCGAGAGAUCUGCGAACGGUCGAAUUAUUUCAAAACGCAUUUACGCAUUAACGAAAAGUAAGACAAUAAAUACCAAUCGCCAGAGCUCGAAUAUUUGACCGCUCGAACUUCUCUUGGAUAUCAAGUUCCGAAAAUCAUCGCGAUCUCGAAGGAUUUCAUUCGUACUUAACUUGUAUUCAUCGAGCUUAAGGAAUAAUACCGUAGCGUGAAAUAUUAACUUUUAAUUUCAUUUAAAUGCAAAAUGUUGUCGGAACGAAUGGUACAAAAAUUCCGAUCGUUGCUCGCAUGAAAACUAUAUUAAAAAUUAUUAAAGAAUGGUGUAACGUUUCAUAUGUUAGUAGAUUCAAACUGAUUGACAAAUGAUACUUAGAAAUGAGAUGUGUUGUACAGAUCGAUGGUUUUUAUUCGCGUUUGUCUUUUCUACGUAAAAGAGAGAGAGAGAGAGAGAGAGGGAGAGAGAUCUCGCUCUUAAUAAAAAUGAUAAUAAUAUCGAGUGGUACACACGUAUACAUCGAAUGCGAGCUCUAAUAAAGUUUAAGUUAAUCGCUAAAACGCGUGUAAAUAUAUUACUCCGAGUUGCCAUAAAUAGGCUACGCCGUGCAUAUUAGUUACGUUAUUACAAAAUAAGAAUAUUAUUGUCGAUAUAGAAUAUAUUAUUAAAAAAAAAAAAAAAAAAAAAAAAAAAAAAAAAAAAAAAAAGAAAAAAAAAAAUAAGAAAGAAAAAAAAGAAAAAAAAAGUAUGAUAUAAUGCGCGAACGAGAAGGUACGACGUUGUUAUGCGUCGUAAUGCGUCCGUUCGCGCCGCAGCGAUUUCCGCUGAAUGUCCUGUAUGUACCUUUUUACGUUCUAAGAUAACCUCGCGUUUUAAAACGAAGUUCAAAUAAAUUGCAAUUGUGGAGAAAAACAAUGAA